CGUGUGGAAGAAGAAUCGGAAGGAGGAAAAGAACGAACCGGGGAGACGGAAAAAGAAAGAUAAAGAGCAGGGGGCGGGAGAAAGGACGAGAGACAAAGAGAGCGAAUGCGCGCGCGCGACUAGUGAAAGAGAGAGACGUCUAAUUCUCCAUCCGUAGUUGAAUCGGAGGGGGACCGAUGUGCCCCGGAUCGAAGGAGGCGCCAUCGUCAGCGAGCCCGGUUAUGAGGUUAUCGUCGUCAACAUCGCGGACGUGAGAACCCAACAUCGUCGUCGUCAUCGCCGUCGCAGUCGUUGCAUCCUCACGGCGAUGGAGCGCGCGUGAUUCCACGGCGACGAUGCCGCGUAAUGUCGGCGGCUCUUUGCCACGACCGGUCACCAGCUACAGCGCGCGUCACGCUAGUGCCCGCCAGGCACGGUCCCGCGGAACGUCGGCCGCGCCGUUCACGUCGUCGUCGCCGCCGCCGCCGCCGCCGCCGUCGUCGUCGUCGCCGCCACCGCUCCGCAGCGUAUGAUUCAUAAGGAUCGAGCGCGGGGUUGCCCUCAGGGAUAGAAGUCAAAUUUUAUACAUUCGGAGAUGCUAGAAGUCGGUUUGCGAGUUGUCCGCGGCCAGGACUGGAAAUGGGACGAUCAGGAUGGUGGCGAGGGUCACGCCGGAACGAUCGUGGAGAUCGGCAGACCUCCCUCCACGGGGAACUCAACUUCCAGUCCGAAUCCCACCGAUCGAACGCCGGACAAAACGGUCAUCGUUCAGUGGGAUCACGGUGCGAGGAGCAAUUACAGAAUCGGAUACCAGGGUGCUUAUGAUUUAUUGGUGUUCGAUAACGCGGCCGCCGGUGUCAAGCACUCUAAUAUCAUCUGUGACGGUUGCAAGAGGCACGGGAUAAUAGGCAUAAGGUGGAAAUGUACAGAAUGUUUCGACUACGAUCUCUGCACACAGUGCUACAUGGCUGAUGUACACGAGUUGACUCACACCUUCGAGAGAUAUCAGACAGCAAAUUCCAUAGGAGUUCGUUUGGAACCGAGAGAAGGAUGUGCGAAGAUACCUUUGAAGGGUAUCUUUAUAGGAGCAAAAGUCAUUCGCGGACCGGAUUGGGAAUGGGGAAGUCAGGAUGGUGGACGUGGGAAAACUGGUAGAGUCAUGGAUAUACGCGGAUGGGACAACGAGAGCAGUCGAUCCGUUGCUACUGUUACAUGGUCCACGGGCAGCACUAAUGUGUAUCGAUUAGGUUUCAAAGGUUGCGUGGAUCUGUGUUACGUGGAGGAGGCUAAUGCUGGUACUUAUUACAAGGAACACCUUCCGUUACUCGGCCAACCAGUCUUGACCGUACCGGAUAACGGAAACAACACGACUCUAACGAAGAGCGAUGUCGCCAGCGUCACGUCUAGUCCACACCCUCUAACAUUUAAUGUCGGUGACAAGGUGAAAGUGUUAAUGGAGGUCGAUAUGUUAAAGGAGAUGCAGGACGGUCAUGGUGGAUGGAAUCCGCGUAUGGCCGAAUACAUAGGAAAGAUUGGUACGGUGCACCGAAUUACAGAUAAGGGAGAUAUUCGCGUACAGUACGAAGGCUGUCAUAAUAGGUGGACCUUCCACCCGGGUGCUCUGACGAAAGUUACCGCUAAAGAUGCGUUCUCUCUCGGUGAUAUAGUCCGCGUAAAGAGUGAUUUGGCCGCCGUCAAGCAAUAUCAACGUGGCCACGGUGAAUGGAUAGAUGUCAUGAAAAAUGCUCUAGGGAAAACCGGAAAAGUAAUUAAAAUCUAUUCUGACGGUGACUUACGCGUGGCGUUAGACAUACAUGGUCAAACAUGGACAUUUAAUCCUUUGAGUGUGGUUCCGGUAUCUUCUGCCACAAAUGCCACGGCUGUUGCGCACGAUGAUGCAAACAGAAGUAGGGAUCGUUCGGUUGAUGGUACCGAUAGUGAAGUGGAAAAGCUAUUAAGAGACGCGGCUAGAGGCGAAGCUGGGGUAGAUGCGGUACGGGAAUUUCUCAAAAAGUACCCCGGUAGGGUGGAUGCAUGUGCUCCUGGCGGUGGUAGGAAAACGUGCUUGCAAGUAGCCGCGCAUCAAGGUCAACGUGAGCUCUGCACUCUCCUUCUAGACGCUGGUGCUUCUCUACGUGCAAUCGACGAGGAUGGAGAUACACCCUUGCAUUAUGCGGCAUUUGGCAAUCAGCCGGAAAUAAUGGAUCUACUGUUAUCGCGGGGUGCGUCUAUCAAUGCCGUCAAUAACGGUAGAUGUAGCGCUCUACAUGUGGCGGUUAACAAACAGCAUGUGCAUUGCGUGAGGGUGUUGCUGCGAUAUCAUUGCGACGUCAAUCUCCAGGACUCGUACGGCGACACAGCAUUACACGACGCAAUCGGAAAAGAUGCAUUAGACGUGAUCGACGCGUUAUGCUCCUGCGAGAGGGUCGAUUUCACAUUAAGGAACAAACGAGGCUUCAACAUCUUGCAUCACGCCGCCCUCAAAGGCAAUGCUCAUGCAACGGAGAGGUUGGUUGCGCGCGCGCGUCACUUGGUAGACGUGAAAAAGGAGGACGGAUUUGCAGCGUUGCAUCUAGCAGCGUUGAACGGACACAGGGAAGUUGCGGUCAUUCUUCUCUCGCAGAACGGUGGCCGCGCCAAAGUGGACUUACGCAACAAUCGACGGCAAACGCCGUUGCACUUAGCGACCUCGCAGGGACACUGGUCGCUCGUUGAGCUCCUAGUUCAUCACAAUGCGGACAUCGGUAGCACGGACGAAGAUGGUGACUCUGUAUUGCAUAUCGCAAUAGCCAAGAGUCCGAAUCAACAAACUGCCGUGCCUACACCUGAAAGUAGCCGUGAUUCACCGCUUAUAUAUGCUAUAUGGCAGAAUCUGGCGAGACAAGGUGCAAAGACUGAAUUAGCAUUAGCUUGUUUCUUGGUAAGCGUGGAUAGAAGCUGCAAACUUCUUGAACAUGUCAAAAAUAACAAGGACAAGACACCGCUUGAUCUUCUGGAAGGCAAUCCACAGGCCGCUGUGCUUGCUGAUCUCUUACGAUCUUAUAAAUACCAAAGUCACAGCACGCAAUUAGAAAUAGAGAACAAUCCAUCGACCGAUUAUGUAGAGCCUACGUAUCGGAUAGAUAAUGUAUCGCAGUCGGAAGGAUUGCGCGGGACAAAGAAUAUAGUCGGUUCCGGCGAUGCUGCGGAAUGUCGGAAUUGCUCCGGAAUCAUAGGAGAUACAAAACAGGAAAACCGAAUUAAUCCAAGCAGUAGCGUUACACUCGUUGGUUGUGCACGUUGCGGCCAUGCCGUUGUCAAAACGCAAACGAUUCAAGACGGUCAGCUGGCGACAGGCGAGGUUUCCAUAGCCAAUUCGGAUGAAAAAUCGAAAAACGUAUCAUUGGAGGGUAAACGGAAGGAAGAAAUCGGCGACAGGGAGAAGGAAAAAGACAAAGAUCUGGAGCGACUACGUUAUUUGGAAACUAGAGUCGCUGAUCUCGAGGAGGCGAAUAUGUGCAGCAUCUGCAUGGAACGUCGUCGUAACGUCGCCUUUCUUUGUGGGCACGGUGCAUGCGAACUCUGUGCCGCUCCGCUGAAGACCUGUCACAUGUGCCGCAAAACGAUUACAAAGAAAAUCAAUUUAUAUUAGAAGAUCGAUUAUUGAUCACACGUUUAUACGGUACGUUGAUUUACAGCACGUCACGGGAGGAAAGAUAAUGGUAAAACAGCCCUGACGUGUCCAGUUUGGAACAAUUUAGAUUUUACACAGCUUAUAAUGAGAAAUACGCAAAAAUUUCUUUAUUAGCUGUGUUCCUUUCCAGACACUCUGUUUACUCACAUAACGGGGAAUUUUGCCAAUCGCGGUAUUAGCGUAAAAAAAUGAUCAUAACAAAACGUGCGUCACGUUGUGCGUUGAAGAAAUUAAACUGCCAAAAUGUACACCUCUUUUUCGCGAUAAUUUGUAUAAAAGAACGAGAAAUAAAGCUCUCCAUUAUAUUGCACCAAUGUUGUGCCAUAGCGAGACAAGUUGGCGCGCAACGCAAGAAUUACGUUUGCAGACACGAGAUAGUUCGAUUUUACGUUACCUCGUUUUUUUUUCGAUUAGUUAAGUAAUCGAUUAGUAAAAACUAAUACGGAGAUAUCUUGUGUCUCGCGCACGUACACAAAUACGCGCGAUGUACACUGUGUACACUUUCCUCUUCAUGAAUCGGCGUUUUCGCCUGUGCUUUAUCCCGUCCAUUUUUUAAUCAUAUUUAAAGAGAGCGCGGAUAAUGAGCACGAAAGAACGAGCUUCUCAUUUUCAUGUAGGAAACGCGAUCGUGCUUAUGCGACAACAAUCAUAGAAGCUCAUAGAAACGUUCGUACAUAUCGCCACAGUACUGCGGAAAAAAGAACACUUCACAUGUUCGAAAACUUUUAAACUGUGCAAACUUCUGCUGCUUCACACGCAGUAAAAGGGAAGGGGGCACAUUUAGAUUAAUUUUGAAUUGUCUCGAGCUUUGGUUUUUUAUGAUCAAGAAAUUUUUUUAAAUUUUUGCCAAGAAAUCUUUUGUUUAUACAUCGAUCAUUUUGUAAAAUAUUUUGUUGACCCUUUAGCUACAGUACAACUCGAAACGCGACUAAACACGACUAAACGAUUAUGCGAUGAUGACUGAUUUUGCGAUUUUUUAUAUUUUGUUUUUAUUAUCUAUACAUAUAUAACGAAGAGAAGAAAUAUAAAAAAAAGUGAUAGUAGCGCUUCGUUCUAAAUAAUCGUUUAAAAAGAAAUCAUUAUAGAGAUACGUAACAGCUGAAGGGUUAAUAAUAUAUACUAUUUCGCAAAGCUAGAUAUUUAAUGCGGAUUUAAAAAAAUAUCGCAAUGAAAUGUUUUCAGUGUAGCAAACAUUCCGAGAAAAAUGACGAAAGUAUUCAUUGAUACCUACUGUGAGAAUCUGAUGUAGCAUGCGUUUAAAUGUAUCCCCCUUUUCUCCAUCACAUUUACAUCAUCCGAUGAACGUUUUGCGUAAUAAAUAAGGGACAAAUCCCACGCUAAAAGGAGACAUCCAGUCUUAUAGCCAAAUUUUCUAGGUAGAAUAAUUAUACUUAUUUGUAUAAAGUGAUUCAUUUGUGAUCGAAUGCGACAAGUGGAACCAAUUAAUUUUAAGCGCGCUUCCCGUCAUGAACGCACCUUUUAACAAAGGAAAAGCAACGUGUUUGCAUUUAAUAAAGAAACCGACAAUUGCCUAGGUACAAGCUUGUUAUUAACACGAGAAGAAAUCGAUCUUUUGGGAAUCUUCGGAAAUUAUAUGCGAUUCUUUUAGAACUUUUUUCCAUCAGUAUUAAACGUCUUGCCUUUCUACUCAACACAACGAAAAAGCUUGUACUCAAGGCGCGUAGAGAACUCUAUUUAAUACAAAUAAGUCGUAAGGUGUACCCCAGAGCGGAAAAUGCGUAAUCGAUUUUUCAAUCAACUUUUACGUCGACUAACGUAAUUUCUACAUUGGUGGUUGGAGAAGUCGAGAGUGAUUUUUAUGGAUCAUUACUGGGGCGAGAGCAAUUUUUCAGGGUAACACAUCGCGAAUUUUACGUUCACGAUGAAAAACGUACAAUUUGCGAGUGCCAAUCUGAUUUCGUCAUCAAGAUAUUAGCUUUCUUCCUUCUUUUCUCUUCUUUUUUUUAUAAUAGCUGUAUUGUCGUUUAGAUAUCUGCGCGUAUAUUACAAAAAAUGUUAUAUUACAGUAAGGCUACAGCGUAAUUCUUAAGUGUCGAUAGAUUUCUACAAUUGUAAUUUAAAAUGUAAUUUAAAUAAACAAUUUGACGGUAAA
Solenopsis invicta (red fire ant) is the source of this 5765-nucleotide messenger RNA. It is a transcript of the gene mib2, whose product is annotated as E3 ubiquitin-protein ligase MIB2. Lineage: Eukaryota; Metazoa; Arthropoda; Insecta; Hymenoptera; Formicidae. Gene Ontology annotation, biological process: protein ubiquitination. Gene Ontology annotation, molecular function: ubiquitin-protein transferase activity; protein binding; zinc ion binding. Gene Ontology annotation, cellular component: cytoplasm. The coding region runs from base 575 to 3610 and encodes 1011 amino acids. The transcript is spliced from 12 exons. The record is from RefSeq and is a predicted model, not a curated record.